Phasianus colchicus (ring-necked pheasant) is the source of this 7155-nucleotide messenger RNA. It is a transcript of the gene PRR5L, whose product is annotated as proline rich 5 like. Lineage: Eukaryota; Metazoa; Chordata; Aves; Galliformes; Phasianidae. Gene Ontology annotation, biological process: TORC2 signaling. The record is from RefSeq and is a predicted model, not a curated record. Gene Ontology annotation, cellular component: TORC2 complex.
GCUCAGUUAAAGGAGAAAAAAAAAAAUUUGUAGGAAGUUUUUAAGCUUUGUAGCAUCUCAAAUACAUAGAGUUUUCUCUUCAGGUUGUAAAGAAAGAGGUGAAAGAAACUGCUGAACAACUUUCCUAGUGUUUGAGCUAGGAUAGGAGGCUACAAUUCACAGCUUAUUCCUAGCUAUCUGCCCCACACUCUUUAAGUUAACCUCAAGUGUAACUUCUCCCUAACUCUUUCCUAUUAAAACCAUCCACUUAAACUGAAGUUGUGUUUUUUUUUUUUUAACUGCUUGUAUGUGCUCUCUUUCUUUUGCUCAUUUGACAACUAGCAAAUAUCUGCUAUUCCAGCAGAUGGAAAUGGAAAGAGAUCUUUGGACAGAAUAAGAACAGAUUGAAAGAUGGUGACUAUCGAAUGUGGUUCAGCUGCAGCUCUCAGCCCCUUGAAAACUGGUGCUAGAAUUAGAAAUGCUCUUCAGGCGUUAUGGUUCUCCUCAUUGCCCUGCUAGACCAUGCUGUGUGUAUUUUGUUGGGUUUUGUUUCUUUGUGUUUUUUUCCCAGAACUCAUUUCUAAGAAGCAUAUGAUGCUGAAGACCUGUCAGAUCACACAGACAAAGCGAAGGCUAUAUGCCAUGGAUUCUUCCCAUCAUCGAGUGCAUUAUAAAACAAGCCAAUUAAAGGUCACAUUUGUUAGUCACAACUUUUGUGGUUUGGCUCUUAGUGAGCAGCAGGCUAUGUGAGAGCAGGACGUGUGUAUGCUCAAGGCUGUCUUGCAGUAAAGUGCUGUGGAGAGGAUGUGUGGUGUCAAAGCAGAGUGUCAAAAACAAAAUUAAGGCUGUAGCUAUUUCUCACAUAUCCGUUCAAUAUAAACAUUUGUAGCAGCAUCUUUGAUGUUGUCCAUUUGCUUGCUUUUCAGUUCUUUAAGACAAUGCUGUAGAAUUGACAAGGCCGAAGAGACAAUUCCUUGCACACAAACAGAACAGCAGUCUGUAGCACUUGUUGGCUCCGAUGCUAAGAACAGACAUUUGUGAAUUAUCACUUGUCUAUGGUUUCUAAAGAAAGUUCUGUGCUUCCCACAUUCUUUUCUUCUUGGUGAUCUCACUAAAGCUAAAAGUAAAAAUGGAGCUGCUGAAGGUCACUUUCCUCAUCCAUCAAUCUUACAGAUAAGCCUUCUUACUAGAUUUUUUUUUUUAAACUGCAACUCUGUCUCACUCAGGUAAGUGAAUUUACCUAUUUGUAGAAGUUAAGUGUGUUGUUUAAAGCAGUACCUUUUUGGAAUCAGCUGAGGUGUACAGACUUCUCCAGAGGGUAACUUCUCCUAAUGUAACACAGCUGUCUCCUAAUGUAACACAGGUGAGAUGAAUUUGCUCUGAACAUGCCUUCCUCUGCACUAAAGAAGCCUGGACAAAGUAUGUUGAUUACAAGAGGUUUUGUAUGUUCUCAUCUAGCCAGAGUGCUAGAGCUCCUUCCUAAAGAUGCAGUUACAGAGGAAACCAUCUUCUUCCCAUCACAGUGGCAGCAAGUCUCUUCGCCUCCUUCUUUCAUUUUCUCCCAUAAGAAGUCCAACCACAAACCAGGAUGGUCAUAGCUGAGUCCUUGGAUUUGAAGUCUUGUUGAUGCCAGUGAGAUUGAUACCAGGGCCUUCAAGAGAAAAAGACUUUCUGAUAGACCUGCUCCACUCCAUUCAAGCCUAUGACUGGGGGUUUCACCGUACCACCAUCCUUUGCUCUCCAGUUGCACAAGAUGGGUUCAUUCAGAAGGCCCCGACCUCGCUUCAUGAGCUCUCCAGUGCUCAGUGACCUGCCGCGUUUCCAGGCAGCUCGGCAGGCUCUGCAGCUCAGCUCCAACUCGGCGUGGAACAGUGUUCAAACAGCAGUGAUAAAUGUGUUUAAAGGGGGAGGCUUGCAGAACAAUGAACUUUAUACCCUCAAUGAAACUAUCAGACGGCUGCUGAAGAGUGAACUGGGAUCCUUCAUCACUGAUUACUUUCAGAACCAGCUCCUUGCGAAAGGCUUACUCUUCAUAGAGGAGAAGGUUAAGCUGUGUGAAGGUGAGGAUCGCAUUGACAUCCUGUCUGAAAUUUGGGAUCACUACUUCACUGAAACUCUCCCUACACUCCAGGCAAUAUUCUACCCAGUCCAGGGUCAGGAGUUGACCAUCCGUCAGAUUGCACUUCUUGGUUUCAGAGACUUGGUCUUGCUAAAAGUGAAGCUGGAAGAAAUUCUUCCUCUGGUCCAAACAAAGCUUCCAGCUUCCAUUGUCCAGAUGCUGUUAAUUCUACAGAGUGUCCAUGAGCCUGAUGGCCCCAGUGAGAGCUACCUACAGCUGGAAGAAUUGGUCAAGCAGGUGGUGUCACCAUACUUAGGUUUGUGUGAAGACCACAGCUUCUCUGGUAGCACCUGCUUGCUUGAGAGACGGUACUCCAGAUCCCGUUCCAAAGCUGGUGGACUGAGUUACUCCUCUCACCUGGUGGGCAGUCGGCAGCCCAGUGAGAUGGCCCUGACACCUCUGACGGAGCAGGAGGGUGAGGCUUAUCUGGAGAAGUGUGGUAGCAUCCGUCGCCACACUGUUGCCAAUGCUCACUCAGAUAUUCAGCUCCUGGCGAUGGCCUCCAUGAUGCACACAGGCAUGGUGAUCGAGGAGUCGGACAGUAAUGACAAAUGUCUUCUCCUACAGCCCAGUUUCAGCCACAGGCAGUGCUCCAGCGAGCCCAGUAUUGCUGAUGGGCCUGAAGGAGGCGUGGCGACAGGCAGGCAGGACUCAGCAGAGCUGAACUGCACAUCAGUCAGCUAGAAGAAGUCUCUCUGAGGAGGGGAAGAGCGUAUGUGCUAAGCUGGACAAAUGCUCAUGUCACCCUCGCUGGAAGGAAAGGAAAGGGUUUUGCUCCUGGUAUUGACAUGUCCUUGGAUGAUCUAAUGUCUCUUUGGGAAUGCUCUCCAGACUCGUUUUCCUUGCCUGUUUGUGAUUGCUGUUGAUAGAGGUACCAGCCAGCUCCCAAUUGAGCGUGGUGGGCUGCAGAGUUGAAUGUUGCUGUUUACCUUCUGUAAGCUCUUUUACUGUACUAACCUAAACCUUCUGGCCUCGGGUUUCCUUGUGUUUCUUCGGUAUGACGCAGAUGAGCCUCUUUCUGCUUUUGUCUUUCCUGGUUUUGUGCUACUUGUUUGCAUCAGAGGAUCCUGUGCUUAAUGUUCUUUGCCUCUGUAGUUGAAGUGAUGACUAAGGGCUACCUUUUUCUCUUCUGAAGUUGAACUCAGGGAUAAAACCACUUUCAUCUUGCAGAAAGAUCUGCUUAGAUGGCUUGAGAGAAGGAGAUCCUUCACUUGCUUCCCAGAAGUGUGGGGGGAAAAGAAUCUUGAAGAAACCAGAUUUUUUUAGCCCACACAUGAACAGAACUGGGUAUGCAUGGAGUGCCAGCUGAGCUCUUCCAAUGUGCUUUAUGUAGUUCCAGUAAUGUCUUUAGGGUUGACGUUAUAAAUUGAGCACGAAGGAGGAAGGUAUAAAGUGAGAGCGAAUACAGUCCUGAGCUUCCCAGUGUUUGGCACCAAAUUGCUAUUUAAGUUCUGAGGUGGUGCAGCUGCAAUGAAAGGAGAAAUCUAAACGAGUCCCUUCAGAAAAAGAAUGCCCAUGCAUUUUUAUUGGGAGAGUGCUAAAGGUGCUUCUCCAGGAUGACUGUCAUGAGUGCAGAGCAGGAUGACUUACAGGGCUUCUUCCUUGAGCUGCUCUGGUACUCCCUGCACUUGCAGGAUUCACGAGACAAAGAUAAGCAGCUGGGCGCAGAAAGGAGCGCUGUCCUUGUAGCACAUUUGUGAAGUGCUUCUGACCUCCAGUGGUAUCUCGCUCAGUGCAGCAUUUCUUUAAGAUGAAGCGAGAACUACAUGCAGUCUUUGUUCCUGUUUUUGUUUUGAAGAUUAGGAGUGGGUCCAGGUUGUCAGUGUGUCAGGAGUUGCAGUGCCCACUGCAUAGCACCACUUGGUUCUCAACUGCUGCUUCUGUGGGAGCAGAACAGAUUUGUUGGAGCAGUCCUCUGGUGCCUUGCUAAGCAGAUUUGCAACUGUAAUUACAGGCUUAGAGGUGAACUGAAAUGCUGCCUUAAAUGUCAAAUCCCAUUAAAAAUGUGGAUAUAACACCACAGCCUCUAGAAUCCAGUCCCUGUGGUAUUGACUGCAAAUAAAUCUAUCCUGACAAGGAAACAGGAAGUUAGGAUGAGUCUUCAGGAUGUGUUUUUGCACACUGUGACGUUAACUGCAGAAUUUGCCCUGCUGCCAUUGGGCAUUAAGCACCUUUUAUUGCAUGGACUGUACUGAAAGAGCAUCUCGGACCUGCUGGGAUUUGACUUCAGUAGCAUGUGCUGUAAAAAGCAAUUGGAUGGUUAGUAUACCACAAAGCACCAGGAAACUCAGCAAUGAGCACAACUCUUGCUGUCUGUGUACAUGAGAAUAUUGCUUUGUCUCCUGUGGUUUGCAGAUCUCCAGAUACUUGGAAGGGGCUGUGUUUCCUUGUAGUUGGUCACCUGUGACACCCUCGCUGCUGGCCUUUGUAGAAAUGCAGUGUUUUUGUCCCCAGCUGUAAUUAUGUGGGGAGAGAUUUUGUUGUGCUGUUGGCCUCCUAGGAAGGAUGUGUCUGGGGAGGCAGGAAGAGGGGGAUUUAAGCAGUCCUUCCUUUAAAUGGAUUCUAGGGGAAGUUGCCUUCUUAUUCCUAUAAUUGGACUGAUUGUGCCAUCCUGAUGCUCUCACACGCAAUGACUCGCAGCCUUCUCUUGGCCACAGUGUACACGUGGGGAAGUGCUGAUCCUGCAGCAUUUCAGCUCGCUCCUGUAAGUGCUUCUCAUCUCUUACUUCUCAUUUCCCUUUUGUAAAUGCCCAAAGUGAGCAGCUCCACCUUCUGUGAUGCAAAUGAGUAUGAUUUAUACUCUUGGAUCAUCUCUAGGGCUAAUAGGAACCCAGUCCUGGUUUUAACUUGAAUGUCUUUUUGUUUUACAUCUAUUUAUAAUUAGAAUCAUUUUGAUUUUGUACCUGUUAUGUUGCAGAAAUUUGCACCGAGCCACUCUGAAUCGAGCACUUCCCCUGGUUGUUUGGAUGUUUUGUUUAUGGAGAAUUAAAGCUGGUGGCUUUACUUUUUAAACUGAUCUAAACUUGUUCUUCAACCAACACAGAGGAUCUGGUUGAAAGUGGGCUUUCAUGGGCAUUUGAUGGAUCUUGAACCUUUCUUUUGUCAGUGUCAGUACUGCUGCCUUCUUUCCCUAGGGGAAGAGAAUGCUGCAGAACUCGGGAUGGCUGUGGGCAGUGAACUGCCUCUUCUGUUGGGGUGCUUCUGGGUGAGGUGGGUUCAGACCAUUCCCCACAGCCUAUUGACUCCUCCAGGAGUUGUUGUGGUCUUAAGGAUCUCCACUACCCUGAACUCAUACCACAGUACAGAGCAGCUGCUGAUUGCAGCAAUGCUUGGGGAGCGUUAUUUGAAGCCUCUGUCAUUGGGCUUCACAGCCAACUCCCUCUUAUGCCAAGAGCCAGUUAAUAAUUCUUGUGGAAUAAUUAUUAUGGACUGCACAGUAACAGCCCCAGUUACCCUGGAAGAAAGAUUGGAGUCGCAGAAUCAUUAUUUCUGGGCUAAAAGUUUAUGGACAAUCUGCGCUGGCUCAUAUUCAAGAGUUUGCAGUUGCUAUUAUCACUGGAAAGAACCCCCACAAUUUUUAACCUAAAACCCCCAGUUCUGUGGGAUUGCUCGGGCUUCUGGAACAGCGGACAGUGCUGUACUAGGACAAAUUGGAAGGUAAUGGAAUUAAUGUAUAUUAAAUGUCAGUGAGAAACCACAAGAUCCUCUUCAGUGUAUGACACUUAGGAUGAUUUAUUACCAUUAUUGCUAAGCAAGUCCUCUUUCCUACUGUGGGUUUUUAAUCCACUUCACACUAAGCAGCUAUCGACUAACAGAUAUUGAUGGUCCUUGGAGCAGAAAUGGGAAGUCCUUCCUUCUCUAAGAGGCAGCUUCACUAUUACAAGGGCUGUCUGCUGCCUUCAGAUUCGUGAAGUGAAUGAUCAUUGAUUUGCUGCGUGGUUGCAAAAGAAACAAAGGGAAGGGAGAAGCUGUUCUGAAGGAGGGAAAUGAUGGCACCUGUACUGGAAAGCUCCUGCAAAAAACAGGACAUCUGAGUCUAAUACUCUGUUCCUGGGUACCAGUGAGCUGAAUGAGGAUGGUCCUGGGAACUAGAUAAGCAUAUGAGACUUUGUAUCUCUGGGAUUCAGUGUGAUUCUCCUUUACAAGCUUGUGUGAGGGCUGGAGAGAGGAGAGGAUUUAUUGUGAUUUUCUUCCAUCCGCAGUCCCUUCCCAGAAGGCUGGGGGAACAACUAUCAUGUAAUGAGCAUCAGUUUGUGACAGGAUAUAGUAGAUGGAGCACCUCUAAGCUAUACAGCGUAGAGCUGGCUGUCAGCCUGUCCUGUGGCCCUUAGAUGCAAGGCAUCUUUCUCCAUACGUUACUUCAGGGAGAAAGCAAGGUCUGGAACCCUAUAGUUUUUCCUCCAUUCCUUGUGGUGGCUGCUGUAGAAAGCAUCAGCCUCAUUUCGUGAGUCCCGGUGGCACUUUAAGUACGGGUUCACUUUUGAGUUUUAACAGGAGGGAUCCAUAAGGGAUGUACACACUUGUCUAUACAGAGCCUUGCCACAAGAAGCCAAAGCUUCAGCCUGAGGAGCGCUUUCUAGGUGAUCUGCUGAGGUAAGUGGAGUUUGUCACACCUGGUGAAAUACAGAAACCAGGAGAACUUGUAUGUGCCACUUCUCCUUGACAGUAGCCUGGUUCCUUGGUGUGCUGCCAGAAGGCCUGACUCAUACCUAGCUGGAAAUGCUGCUUUCUUGAAAAUAGCAACAGAAACUAAGGUAAAGCUUAGAGAGAAACAAUAUAAUGCAUAACGGUGAGCGAAUGCAGAAAUGGAAAUAAAACCACUAAGCUGUAGCAUACUAUUCUAGGGUUUGAGAAGUCGCUUUCACUGAUUUCAUGUUUAAGAACAGAACUGUAGGGCGCUUUCAGUAUUAUGGAGCUGGUGCCAGCAGUUGCAGAGAGGAUGCCUACCUCUGGAGGCAGGUAGGGAAACCAAGGGGUUACCUGCAACAGACCUGCUGGGAUUCUGCAGCCUUCGCUUCUCUCUUCGGAGCAUAACAAGUGGGAUGAGGUAAGAAGUG